Messenger RNA from Micropterus dolomieu (smallmouth bass), 4241 nucleotides. RefSeq names its product rap guanine nucleotide exchange factor 5-like. Bases 282 to 2153 code for a protein of 623 amino acids. Gene Ontology annotation, cellular component: plasma membrane. Lineage: Eukaryota; Metazoa; Chordata; Actinopteri; Centrarchiformes; Centrarchidae. Gene Ontology annotation, molecular function: guanyl-nucleotide exchange factor activity. Gene Ontology annotation, biological process: positive regulation of GTPase activity; Ras protein signal transduction. The record is from RefSeq and is a predicted model, not a curated record. The transcript has 18 exons.
ACCAAGCACAGAGAGAUACCUGGAGUCCAACUGAUGAAGUCUUUACUGCGCAUGCCUCUCUGCUACAAAGCUGACCAAGGCAUACAGCAACUGGGAUUUACUUUACAGGGACAGACAUCUCUGUAACUCACCUGAACAGCAUACACAGAAACACACACUAUAUGUAAAUUAUUUUUUUAGCCACUCACCUCCUCUGACAGUUUUUUAAAGAUUAGUGUAAGCUCACAGGCAGAAGUCCUGCUGAUUUGCCUCGUGGACAGUCAGUAGUUGGUGAGCCAGCGAUGUCGUGGGACUGUGGCCUGAGGUACGUGUUCUCCGUGUCCCCUGUGCUGCAGCAGGGGAGCAUGUGCAUCCUACAUGAGAAGGACAACCUGUCCAGACUGGAGAUGGUCCAGAGAUUGGCCAAGGAUGGCUGCCGCUUCCUGCAGAACCACAGCAAGGGUCCAGAGAGGACAAGUGGGCCCCAGAGUGACGAGGCAGUCCGUGUGUGUCUGAGGGAGAGGGGCCACGAUGUGCUGGUUCUCCAGAGACUGUCGUCAGAGAAGCCAGCCCCCUCGGCAUCUGCGAGGGGAGGAGGGAGAGAGGAGACGAGGAAUAGGAGGUACAUGGUGGUGUCAGGGACCCCGGAAAAGAUCCUGGAGCACUUGCUGAAUGAUCUGACACUGGACGAAGACCAGGGGGAAACACAGGGCAAAGAGUCAGAUACGCUUCUGGAUGACUUUCUGCUGACCUACCCCGUGUUCAUGUCGACCAGUGAUUUAUGUCAAGCACUGCUGGGACAUUAUUGCACCAAGCGAUACAGAGGGAAAGAAGACAGGAAGGAGGCUCUGGAGAGGAAACAAAAAGUCCUACACCUGGUGUCACAGUGGAUGGCCCUAUGCAAAGAUUUCCUGAGGGAAGACGAGCAUGUCAAAGUGUUAAUGAAGAGCUUGUAUCGUUAUGUGUUGGAUGAUCUUUAUGAGCACCCAGCCCUGGAGAAGGAUGUGAGGGAACUGCAGAAGCUGUACCAGCUGCAUCGCAGACAUACGGUGGAUGAAUAUUCCCCUCAAAGAAAGAGCAAAGCACUUUUCCACCAAUUGAGCCUGAAAGAGAAUGGGCUCCAGUCCAGAGGCACACAGAGGGAGACAAAGGAAGUGCUGUGUCAUGUGUAUAUCACCAUGGACUCGUAUCUAAGUAUGAGGGCCCAUCCUCAGGUAGUGGCCCAGGAGCUGCUGCAGGUAGUGGCAGAAAGGAUGGAUGUCCCACUGGGGGAACUGGUACUGGUGGCUGUCACUUACCCUGGAGGAAGGCUCCUUCUGCAGCCUCAGGACAGAGUCUUCUCCGAUCCUUUACGGCCAUUGGGGAGGCUGCAUGUCUGCAGGAAGGAUCUGGGUGAAGUCCUGAACCCAUCCACAGACAAUUCAGAGCUGCAGCAGAGGACGGCUCGAAUACUCAGUUUAAACACAUGGGACGUGGCUGUUGCUCUCACCAGCUUUGACUGGACCAUCUUUCACUCAAUACAUGAGCAAGAGCUCGUCUAUUUCACCUUCAGCCGCCACAGUAGCAGUGGCCACACCGUGGCGUUAGAGCUGCUGCUGCAGCGCUGCAAUGAAGUCCAGCUGUGGGUGAUGACUGAGGUGUUGCUUUGCCCGAUGCUCUGCAAAAGGGUCCAACUCAUCAAGAAGUUCAUCAAGAUUGCUGCCCACUGUAAAGCACAGAGGAACCUCAACUGUUUCUUUGCCAUUAUAAUGGGCCUGAACACUGCAGCUGUUAGCCGCCUCAGUCAGACAUGGGAGAAAAUUCCUGGGAAAUUCAAAAAGCUGUUUUCAGAGCUGGAGACAGUUACAGAUCCCUCGCUCAACCACAAGGCCUACAGAGACUCCUUCAAGAAGAUGAAGGCGCCAAAGAUCCCCUUUCUUCCUCUGCUACUGAAAGAUAUUACGUUCAUUCACGAAGGCAACAAGACGUUUCACGAUAACCUGGUUAAUUUUCAAAAGCUGCACAUGAUAGCAGAUGCAGUGCGGCACAUCCGGCAGUGUCAGAAGGAUCAAAUGGGCAAUGGGAUCACCCAGAAGAGCAGCUCAGAGGUUCGAGCCUACAUUGAUUACCUUCAUAUCAUCGACAAUCAGCAGACUCUGUUUGAACUGUCGCACAGACUGGAGCCCCGUGCUUAGAGAGCGGCUCUUACUUGCACUCCCCCUGUGCGUCAGCCAGACUUGAUUGCCAAGGAACAAUCUAUCGCCGUCUCAUCUAUCUCUCAGGACUCCGUCAGCAAUCAGAGGACGCUGCGUGAUCCUGGCAGACUACGGGAGGGAGCCGCUCAAUCAGGAAAAACUCUCCCACUGAGAUGGGAAUAAACAGCAAAAGACAUCUUAGGUUAAAAGCAUACAUGUUUCCUUAGUUCCACUACAGUGUCACUGAUCCAAAACACCUGAAAGCAGUAUGACUAGACCUGUAGGCCCAAACCCGUUGCUGCUGCUGUUACUUUCCUUUCCUACAGAUGGCAGAGGUUGGCAGGUGUAGAGCUUUUUUGACCAUAGACUGUACAUAUACUGUACACAGUCUAUGGUUCUGACAAUGACCCAACAGCUCCCCUUUGUGGAGAAUCAACAGCCUGCAAGGAAGUGCAUCUAAAAAAAAAAGCUACAGAAAGCAAAUGUGUUGAGCAUAGACCUUGAGAAUAGUAUGUGUGAAAAAAAUCCCCUUACUAGCCUUUUUUGAAAAAGUUUUUACCUGAGCUUUCAACACAUUAUAAAGUGAUUGAGCUCAUAGAUACAGAUUCAGAACUUGUGAUACAUCUGAUGUAUUUCCAGACAGCGUUUAUAGAUCUGGCUGCAGAAGGCUGUUUCAUCAGAUUUAAUCAAAGAGUAUUUUCAGUCCUAUACUGCACACACACUUGUGUUUUCUCAGAGCUCAACAGUGUGUGCACAACAAGCUGAUGUCUUGCUAAACUGAAUCAAGAUGACAGAAAUUGUGAAAAUGAUAGAAUAUUUAACAUUUUAAUAUAUUAUUUUCAUUAUCAAUAUUUUUACAUUGCAGAAUUAUCUCACCAUGCAGUUUUCUAUUCUUUAACCAUAAAGCACAGUGUAUUAGAUGAGGCUUUACACACUUCAAACGGUGUAAGAACAGGAAAUUAGAAAAGAAUACAUAGUAUACUGUAUUUCUUUGGUAUGUGUGAAGAGUUGUGUGUCCUGUGUGUGAGUUAUAACACGUAUGUUAGCCGUAGGAAUGCUCAUUCAAAUGAAUGCUAAUUGCUUAUCUUUUUUUUAAAAAAGCAGUGGUAUGAGGAAAUGCAUCUAGUUGAGCUGUGGACAAUCAGGUAAAAGAAGCAGCAGACCUGUACGGAUACAUCUAUGUUGGUCCUUAAAGAUAUGUUAAACACAACAUAAUGUAUUUUCUCCUCAGUGUAUAUUAAAAGGUCAGCCAUCAAGAUAGUUUUGGUUUGAUUUGUUGAGGUUUGGAAAUAUUGGCUUUAGCUUUAUGAUACUCAAAGUAACUCUGCAGCAACAUGUCUUUCCAAAAACAAUUACAUGGUGACUCAAAACAACCCACAAUAACCCUUCUUCUGAACAGUUUCAAUGCGAACUGCUUUAUAGUAAAACCAAAUGCUACUCCUUCAAUGAUCCACAGCAGAUCUCUCUUAUCUAGAUGUUGUCUAGGAGAAAUAUGUUUUAUUGUGUUUUUGGGUGAACUGUCUCUAUAAGUGGAACAAUAGCAAAAUCAAGUACUACAGCACCUUCUCGACAAAAACAGAGAAAGAAAGAAAGAAAGAAAGAUAGAAGCCAUUUGUACAGUGUGUAGUAACACUACUGUAUGUGUAGUUAUAGAAGAUAUAGUAUUUCUUCUCUAAAUUGGUCGACUGAAAAUUCUCACUUUUCCCCUAUUUAGGACAUUUAAGUAGGAGUUGUAAAGUGUUGUAGAUGGAAUUUUGCAUAACAUUGUCAAAAUUGUUAUUUGUAUGUUUUGGAUUUUAAAGCCAACAGUAAACAUGGAGAGCACAUGGUUUAGCAGUAUCUAUCUUAUUUUGACUUUCAUUUGUAUCAUCAACAAUGUACAGUUGAUUCUGUUUAUACUGUAUUUAUAUAUAUGCUUACAUUCUGGAAAAGGAUAUUUAUUUAUUUCAGAAUUAUUUAUUUGUUCAAUAAAUAUUCUGUUUGAUUUCAUGUUGUUUUUAUGCACUGAUUUGGCUGGUGUGCAUGAUAUGGCAAACCAUGGACUGAGCACCAAUGUCAACUGUGCAUGGAAUAAAAUAUUUUUCAUCA